This is a messenger RNA of Oncorhynchus masou masou (cherry salmon), 1340 nucleotides long. RefSeq names its product mucin-6-like. Gene Ontology annotation, cellular component: plasma membrane. The record is from RefSeq and is a predicted model, not a curated record. Gene Ontology annotation, biological process: proteolysis. Lineage: Eukaryota; Metazoa; Chordata; Actinopteri; Salmoniformes; Salmonidae. Gene Ontology annotation, molecular function: metallopeptidase activity; peptidyl-dipeptidase activity. The annotation marks the transcript as partial. The transcript has 2 exons.
GUGUCAGCAUUCUAGAUGUACCCUCUCUCAAACAGCACUUCUUCCUCCCGCUCCAAUGCAGAGACUGAGAUCAACUUCCUGAUGAAGCAGGCCCUGACCAUCGUGGCCACCCUGCCUUUCACCUACAUGCUGGAGGAGUGGAGGUGGCAGGUCUUCCUGGGGACCAUCCCCAAGGACCAGUGGAUGCAGCGCUGGUGGGAGAUGAAGAGGGAUAUGGUCGGUGUAGUGGAGCCCUUACCCAGAGAUGAGACAUACUGUGACCCGCCUGCUCUGUUCCACGUGUCCGGAGACUACUCCUUCAUCAGGUCUCAUCUCAAUAUCCCUCACAUCCAGCCACUCUCAACACCCCUCACAUCCAGCCAUUCUCAACACUCCUCACAUCCAGCCAUUCUCAACACCCCUCACAUUCAGCCAUUCUCAACACCCCUCACAUCCAGCCAUUCUCAACACCCCUCACAUCCAGCCAUUCUCACUACCCCUCACAUCCAGCCAUUCUCAACACCCCUCACAUCCAGCCAUUCUCACUACCCCUCACAUCCAGCCAAUCUCAACACCCCUCACAUCCAGCCAUUCUCACUACCCCUCACAUCCAGCCAUUCUCAACACUCCUCACAUCCAGCCAUUCUCACUACCCCUCACAUCCAGCCAUUCUCAACACCCCUCACAUCCAGCCAUUCUCACUACCCCUCACAUCCAGCCAUUCUCACUACCCCUCACAUCCAGCCAUUCUCACUACCCCUCACAUCCAGCCAUUCUCACUACCCCUCACAUCCAGCCAUUCUCAACACUCCUCACAUCCAGCCAUUCUCACUACCCCUCACAUCCAGCCAUUCUCACUACCCCUCACAUCCAGCCAUUCUCACUACCCCUCACAUCCAGCCAUUCUCACUACCCCUCACAUCCAGCCAUUCUCAACACCCCUCACAUCCAGCCAUUCUCACUACCCCUCACAUCCAGCCAUUCUCAACUACCCCUCACAUCCAGCCAUUCUCACUACCCCUCACAUCCAGCCAUUCUCAACACCCCUCACAUCCAGCCAUUCUCACUACCCCUCACAUCCAGCCAUUCUCACUACCCCUCACAUCCAGCCAUUCUCACUACCCCUCACAUCCAGCCAUUCUCAAUACCCCUCACAUCCAGCCAUUCUCACUACCCCUCACAUCCAGCCAUUCUCACUACCCCUCACAUCCAGCCAUUCUCACUACCCCUCACAUCCAGCCAUUCUCACUACCCCUCACAUCCAGCCAUUCUCACUACCCCUCACAUCCAGCCAUUCUCAACACCCCUCACAUCCAGCCAUUCUCACUACCCCUUCACAUCCAGCCAUUUAGCUUUAGGUG